Ipomoea triloba (trilobed morning glory) is the source of this 4622-nucleotide messenger RNA. RefSeq names its product probable histone acetyltransferase HAC-like 1. Gene Ontology annotation, biological process: positive regulation of transcription by RNA polymerase II. The transcript has 15 exons. The record is from RefSeq and is a predicted model, not a curated record. Gene Ontology annotation, molecular function: zinc ion binding; chromatin DNA binding; transcription coactivator activity. The coding region runs from base 132 to 4202 and encodes 1356 amino acids. Gene Ontology annotation, cellular component: histone acetyltransferase complex; transcription regulator complex. NCBI's taxonomy places the organism in Eukaryota, Viridiplantae, Streptophyta, Magnoliopsida, Solanales, Convolvulaceae.
AGUAGAUUACGUAUUGUUUUGUCUUCUACUUUUUUUUCCCUGUCUGAAAAUCUUUCGCUUUUUUUAGGGUUUGACUCUCGGACUCUUCGCGCUUCUUAACCUUAAUUUUGGGCGAAUGCAUAGAUGGUAAGAUGGAUGUAAACAGACACAAAUCUGGACGACUUUCCAGUUGUACUCCAAGCCAGAAUGCUGGUUCAGGGCUGGAAUUCUAUGAUAGUCGAAGUCAUUGCAGCAAGUUGUCCAUGAAUCAAAUGCAGGAAGAAGCUUGUUAUCUACGCCAAAAUCGUGAAGCUUUUAAUUUUCAUCCUGUCACCCUUUCACCCAACUGUAAAACAACACCCAUGGGCAUGUCUGCAGCUGCAUACUACUCGAACUUAGAAUAUGGGUCUUCAUUUAACAACCAGAGUAGUGGCUUUGUACCUGUUGGUCAAGAUGGGAAUACUAUGUUUUCACAUGUUUCAGUAAAGCACAUGCCCAGCGAGAUCAUUCCUUCUCCUGAGCCAAUCUCAUCUGUUACAGUUUGCUCUGAUGGAGAUUGGAACCUUGACAGGGAACUUUUUGACAGUGGACAUACUUUUACUGAGAACAGUCUACCACAUGUUAUUGAAUCAGCACCAGACAGUUGCAUCAAGCCCCAGCAUACUGCACCAAACACCUAUAGUGUGGAUGUUCCACCAUCACAUAGGCAGAAUUUGGGAUUAUCUAAUUCAAAUGUCAGGAUCCCAGAACAGGAUAUGAAACGUAUUCCUCAAGACUGCAUUGUUAUGCCUGGUAUGACUGUUGAUAAGCCCAGAUCGAAUAAUAGGUAUUUGUUUCAUCCUCAACUUCAGAUAGGUAACUCUGAACCUUCUGAUCAGCAUUCUCAUUUUAUGCUCUGCAAUGAGCCAUCUGAUUUGAGGUCACAUGGGUUCAUGGCAACAGAAAAAGCAUGUCACAGUCAUGUACCAAGUCAAAAGUCCUUGAACGUAAUCAGCUCAGAGCAACCGGAGUUUUCUGGUGUUCAGCAUGCUUCAGAUGAACCUGCUCCUAAUUCUUUUCCUAGUAGAACUUCACAGCAUUUGGGUUUAGGUCAUCUAUCUUCACAUGAUAUUCUAGUUUUAUAUGUCAAGUAUAAUGCACUUACAGUGAAUUUUGGGAGAGAGCAAGUUCCUUUUCUGAACAAUUUGCAUUCAUUGGUAUGCAAUGAUACAGUAUGCAGUUGUGACCGGUAUCGUUUGCUUAUAUCACAUUUUGAAAGUUGUUGCAACAGUAAUUGUAGUGUUUGCAAGCCUGUUCGAGACAAUAGAGUUCUGCAUUCUGUUGGCCCAAUCAGCACAGAAUCUGGGAAACCAAAGACUGGUCUUAUGCGGACUUUUCAUGAUAGAGAUUUUAAUGGCAUUACCUCUUCGUGUGAAGAUACACCUUCUUACAAACGAACGAAGGUCGAAAGUUCCUUUUUGCCUGAAAAUAUGGAUGUAGUUGCUCAGUCAGUAAAUAAAUGUUUUGGAGCUCCUCUUCGCACUGUGAAAGAUUCAACAGUAAUGAAUCAGAAGUUUACAAAUUCCAUAGGAAAUCCCUGCAACUUGGGUGCAGUUAGUGUUCUUGCUGCAGAUGAUGGCCAGAAAUCACAGUUCAGCAGUGAUUCUUUGGUGUCUGGGGAGCUUCACUCUAAGGAAGAUUCAACAGAGAUGAAUAAGGAACUUAGAAAUGUCAUAGGAGUUCCUGGCAGAACCAGUGCAACUGGGAACCAUGUUACUGAUGGUCCUCAGAAAUCAAGCUUUGACCACACUUCUUUGGUAUCUAAUGGGGUCAGUGGUUGUGAACUGCAGAAGGUGGAUAAUGAUAGUGGUAGUGGAGCUUCGAAUGACAAUACUGAAAAUUCUCUAGGGGUGAGUUCAGACAGGAUGCCUGUUCAUAAUGAAUCUGCCAAUGGUCAAGAAGAGGAUUCUAAAAGGAACAGAUCAGAAAUCAAAUGUGAUUUAGCUGAAUCUGCAGUUAGAUAUUUGUUCAGAAUAAAGUCAAACAACUCAAAGAGGCUGGGAGUGUCUUUUGUUGACUUUUUCACUGCCGAGCAGAUUAAAACACACAUUUGUAGUCUCAGACUACAUUUUGGACAGGGAUUAAUAGGGAAUGCAAUUACUCCUUCUAGCAUUGAGAAUACAUGCCAGUUAUGUGGCACCGAUAAGCUUGUGUUUAUCCCAAUGCCUAUGUAUUGCUCAUCUUGCGGUGUUCGUAUCAAGCGCAAUUUGGUAUUUUAUUAUUGGGCAGUGGAGGAAACGAGCAGACGAUAUUGUUUUUGUACUCUAUGCUUCAGGGCAUCUCGUGGUGGUAACAUCACAUUCCUGGGGCUAUCUAUUCCCAAAGCAAAGCUUCAGAAAGGAAAGAACAACGAGGAAAAUGAAGAAUCGUGGGUGCAAUGCGACAAGUGUGAAUGCUGGCAGCAUCAGAUAUGUGCUCUCUACAAUGCUAAAAAGGAUUUGGAAGGGAAAGCAAAGUAUAUAUGUCCGUACUGCCGUUUAAAAGAGAUAGAAUAUGGAGAGCAUGUGCCUUUCCCUGCUAUUGGUGCUAGGGAUCUACCAAGGACCAACUUGAGUGAUCAUAUUGAGGACAGGCUCUUCAGACUCCUUGAGCAAGAGAAAGAACAGAGGGCAAACUUAUUAGGAAAGAAUCUGGAUGAGGUACCCGGAGCAACAGGUCUUUUUGUCAGGGUAGUAUUGUCUGUCAACAAGCAACUGAGAGUCAAGCAGCAAUUUUUGGAUAUCUUCCACGAUCAAGAUUACCCUGUAGAGUUCCAAUACAGAUCAAAGGUGAUCCUAUUGUUUCAGAACAUUGAAGGAGUAGAUGUAUGCCUCUUUGGAAUGUAUGUCCAAGAGUUUGGAUCAGAAUGUGGUGAGCCAAACAAACGCUGUGUCUAUGUUUCAUAUCUUGACUCGGUGAAGUACUUCAGACCUGACAUACGAACUGUAGCUGGGGAAGCUCUUCGCACUUUUGUAUAUCAUGAAAUACUGAUUGGGUACCUUGAAUACUGCAAGAAACGGGGUUUCUCUACCUGUUAUAUAUGGGCUUGCCCACCUGUAAAAGGUGAAGAUUACAUAUUGUAUUGUCACCCAGAAUCUCAGAAAACACCGAAGUCAGACAAGCUUCGCCAAUGGUAUAGGUCAAUGCUGAAGAAGGCAUCAAAAGAAGAUAUUGUGAUCAGUUUCACUAAUUUCUAUGAUCACUUCUUUGUUCCAAGUGCGGAGUCUAACACUAAGAUAACAGCAGCUCGUUUACCAUACUUUGAUGGAGACUAUUGGUCAGGUGCUGCAGAGGAUAUGAUGAGGAACAUGGAUAAAGAUGGUAAAGGAGGAUCUCCGGGUAAAGUUAAGAAAGUGGUGACAAAGAGGUCUCUCAAAGCAAUGGGAUACAGUGACCUUUCUGCUGAAGCAGCUAAAGAUGUAAUUGUGAUGCAAAAGCUGGGGCAAACCAUUCUUCCCGUAAAGGAAGACUUUAUCAUUGUGAACCUGCAAUUCAAGUGUACAAAGUGCGAAGAAUUAAUACUAUCAGGAACUCGAUGGAGCUGUAAUGAAUGCAAAAAUUUUCAACUAUGUGCAAGAUGUGUUGAUAUGAAGCAAGGUGUCAAUGAGCAGAAGGAACACACUUCCUCUACUGGGGAGAAACAUUUUCUUACUCAGACCUCCGCGGAUCCCAUUCCUGCUGACACUGAAGAUAAUGAUGCCAUUAUAGAUAACGAUUUCUUUGAGCACAGACACUCUUUCUUGUGCUUCUGUCAAGAAAACCAUUAUCAGUUUGAAUCUCUACGCCGUGCUAAGCAUUCCUCAAUGAUGAUACUGUACCAUCUCUACAAAAGUAUUCAUUGCUUAUCUGGAGGUGGUCGUGAUUCCCAACUUCAACAAGCUGAGAGAGGAUUGCAGGUCAAGUUAAUGGAAUUAUUAGUGCAUGCAUCUCGGUGCCAUGCUAGCAAGAGCAACCCCUGUCCACUUCCUGAAUGCCAUAAAAUCAGACAGCUCUUUCGUCAUGCACAUGGAUGCACCAUUCGCGUAUCUGGGGGUUGUGAUGUUUGUAACAAAAUUUGGUUGCUCCUACGCAUGCACUCAAGGAAUUGUCAAGACUCAAGCUGUUCAGUGCCGCGCUGCAGGGAUCUUAAGAGGCAUGCAGAAGAGAAUGCAUUGCAGUCCAAUGUUCAUCAAAGACAAACGGUUGAAGAGCGAGGUUCUGCAUAAGGUCGGGUAAAGAGUUGAUCGUCCAAGUGUAUAGUGGGGUUGGAUCGGAUCAUCAACGAUGUACAGUGAAAUUCAGAGUCUCCAACAGCUAGUUGUGUUGGAGCUGACUGGCAAAAGUUUUUGUUGAAGUUUGCUAGAAAUGCUGGUACAUAACAAAGGAAACACCAUUGGCCUGAUAGUUUAGGGAGAAGAGUUAGGUUUCAACAACAAUUAUGGGUAGUGCAACGCUUCAUCUUAUGCCUAUCGAGUUUUAGGAAAUUUUAGAGGUCCAAUUUUGAUAUAAUUUAGCCGGAGAGAAUAUGGUUAAUUUGUAGAUUAUUGUGAACAAGUGAUAUUAGCUGUCAAGAAAACACUCGACAUAAUGUUGAGUAAACAUUUGCCAAUAAACUUGAUGAAAUAGUAUCAUUCAUACUUACUCUA